Messenger RNA from Paramecium pentaurelia, 2853 nucleotides. The record is from the annotation of a GenBank genome assembly. Lineage: Eukaryota; Ciliophora; Oligohymenophorea; Peniculida; Parameciidae.
AUGAGUUUAUAUUAUUAACUUAUUUUAUCAUCAAAAUUGAUAAGUACUAUUUAAUUGUCUUUAAGUUCUAUUUUGUAUUUGGAAACUUUUAUCAAUUCAUUAUAAACAGAGCAAAAUUUUUAGCUUAAAGUAAAUUAAUCUCUAAAUUUUUCACGAUCUUACCCAUAACUGAUUUAUANAAUAGAUUAAUAAAUCUUUGUAGGCUAUUCAGGCUAGUUGCUCAAAUAUACUGUUAAUAAAGAUAAUAAAUAAUUUGGAUCAUUUAGUUAAACAACAUAUUAGGAAAAAUUAUUAUACAUAAAUGAAUAAUUUUACUUGGCCUAAUUGUCUUAUUGUGUUAUUAAUAAUAACUAUAGAAAUUUAUGUCUUAUCGGAGUUACAAAUGAAUUAAUAUAAAUCUUGAUUUUAUUAAUGGAUUAUAAUUAAUAUGAAUGUUUUAUGGAUAUUAAUAUUCCUAUUAAGGCUCAGUCAUUAUAAGUUAUUUCUAACGAUUAUGAAGAUUUAAUAAUUGGAGUUAGUGAUAAUAAUACAAUCUACCUUUAUUAAAUAUACGCUAUUUACAAUGCACCCUAUUACUCCUCUUAUGAGUUUAAGUUUGAAUAAUAAUUUUAGUAAUUUUUAAUUACAUAUAAUAAUUUGAUAAUUUUGUUUAUAAAUCAAGAAAUUUAAAUCAUGAAUUUGAAUUCUACUGAUUUAGUAAUCAUUAACGAAACUAUAAUUAAUUAAUUAUUUAAUAGGGAUACUUAGCUAAAAUUUAAUCCUAUUCAAAUAGCAGUAAAUAAUUAGUAAUUUUCUUCAUGUUUAUUUAUCAAUAAUAUUAAUAAUGUCAUUAUUAUUUCUAUUGAUUAAAGUAAUAUACCAAUUCCAAUUUCAAACAUAGAGGUUAAAUUCUAAAUUAAAUAAAUAAAUAUUGUCAAUCAAUAAUUAGUUUUAUCUUAUAUUUGCAAUUACGGGUUUGAUCUUUGUUUCUAAGUUUGGAGUAUACAAAAUUUAAAAUAUCCAUUUUUUAUGAGAAAUAUGCCUAGUGUACAGAAUAAGAAUAAUAUUUAAAUACUAUCAGAUGACUGGUUUUUUUAUGUUCAAUUUUAAAAUUACAAUUUGUAUGUUUACAACCCUUACUUACCUUAACAUAUGAGUUUAUAUUAUUAACUUAUUUUAUCAUCAAAAUUGAUAAGUACUAUUUAAUUGUCUUUAAGUUCUAUUUUGUAUUUGGAAACUUUUAUCAAUUCAUUAUAAACAGAGCAAAAUUUUUAGCUUAAAGUAAAUUAAUCUCUAAAUUUUUCACGAUCUUACCCAUAACUGAUUUAUAAUUAUACUAUUACUUCUUUGGUAAAUUAAACUGCUAAUUAAACUACACCAAAUCAAAGCUUGACUUAUUUAUCAAAUUUCACUUAUUUCUAACCCAAAACUAAAAUAAUCAAAGAUUUGUUGAUAAAGGAUUUAAAUUUAACUGAUCGAACUUUCACAAUUCCUGUGAAUAUAAUCCUUGAUAGACAGGUAAGUCUUUGUUAUUUUCGUAAUAGUUCUGAUGUUGAUAAAAUUGAUAAAGUUGAUUAAUCUGAUUAACAAUAUUUUACAAAUGAUGAAUGCAAUUUAACUAAUUUUGUUUACUUUACAAAAAAUAUUGAUUAUAAUUACACAUAAGUAACUGCAGUAAAUAACAAAUUUUUUGUUCUGUAAAACAACAGCGCAAUAAGAAUUGUUAAUUAGUAGAUUGAAUUUCUUUAAUCUUACGAUUAUUCUGAUUUAAAUUUUACUGAAUGCUUGAAAUCAACAUCUUAUAAUUUAAGUUUAUCUUCUCUAUGUCGAAACGAUACUGCAUAAUAUUGGCUAAGCAUUUAUUUUUACCCUAAUGGAAUUGUUAUAGAUAAGAACGUAUCUUAAAUACCUAAUCAAUUUACUAACAUAUCUAAAAUUAGUAAUAUAGCCUCCCUUAAUUUUAUAUUAGGAUCUUAUAAUUAAAAUUCAUAAAAUUUGUAUUUAUUGAACCCUUUUAACAAUAGCAUCCAGCUACUUAGUAGUGAUUGUCAAGAUUUUUCAGUAUCUUUAUAUAAUUCUAGUUUAGAUAUGAAUUAGUCAAAUUUAGUUAUUAUUAUAUACAUCUCCAAUUAUUAUGAUGUAUUUUAUCAAUAUUUAUAUUUUAAUAAAUACUCAAUUACUUAAAGUAAUUUUUUAGUUUUAAUUUCUGAUAAUCUACUUUAUGCUUAAAUAUUGAUAUUGCAAAUAAUAGAGAAAUAAAUUUUCUUCCUUAUUACUAGUACUGAAGGUUUUGGAUAUUUAUUAUUAUAUAAGUUAUUUUAAAACUAGUUAUUUUUUUAAGAUUUAAUAACCACUAUCCCAGCUUAUGUAAAUGAUGAUAUUGUACUAGUUCCAAAAUCUGUAUAUUCUAAUGGAUUUCUGCUUCAACAAUUCAAAUAAGGAAAUACCUCUAUUUAAGGAGUUUACUAUAUUACUGAUUUACUUAUUAACAAUUUGGAAGAGCCUAUUUUGAUGUUAGGAUAAUUAAACUCUACAUCUCCUGAAUUUGCUUUAAUUACAAAUAUAGAGGAUCGAAACGCUACAUGCCUUGCAUUAAAUAAUGGAUCAGUUUUAUAUUAUCCAAUAUAUACUAGAACAUUAAAAUGCCAUUAUAGGUAAGAUAGAAAUACUGUCCAUGUGAAUAUUGCAUGCUAGAAUGAUUUUUCAAAUGGAGCUUAUGAGAUAACUUUUAUACUUCCUUAAUUAGAUGAACCUUCAAGAAGAUGGAUUUAUUCAUUAAUUACCAUAAUAAUGUUCUAAUUAAUAGGCUUUUAUAUUUUGGUUAAAUAUAGAAUGAGAAAUAUUGGUUAUAUCAAUACAGAAAUAGAACUUUGA